This is a messenger RNA of Symbiodinium pilosum, 3310 nucleotides long. NCBI's taxonomy places the organism in Eukaryota, Dinophyceae, Suessiales, Symbiodiniaceae. The record is from the annotation of a GenBank genome assembly.
GUCUGCAAACCAUCCUUCCUUCACUGAUGAGGAUGUGAAGCAUUUGAAGCGGUACACAGAAGACCCGCGGAUCAUUUCAAUUUUCGAGUUCGUUCGAAGCUGCACCUCUUGCAGCAGGACUUGGGAAAGGUUGGAACAUGAGCUGGCGUGCCAUAUUGCCGACGGUUUGGGCCAGGACCCCGACCAAAUGGUGAGGUCGCUGGAAAGCUUCUGUCAGGGACCGGUUGAGGAUGAGGGCCCUGAGAUUUCAGAUGGGUUCGUUGGCCGGUUCGGCAAGGGUCAGGUUGAUGAUGCUCGCGCUCAACACACUCAGUGGGAGCCUCAAGUGCUGGAUGUGUACAAAGGUGUGCUCCUCUGUCGCCUUGACCCGGAGUGGCGUGGUGAUGAUGGUGGUGUUUAUGUCGGGCGUGGGGACGUCCACGCCACGUGCUCAGUCUUUUGGGAGUCAUACCGGGAUACUCUGGAUCGUCAGGGAGUAUCUUCAGCGUUAUCUGGGAGGCCCCUGUAUGUCCUGGAGUCAGAGACUGAUGCCGGUCGUGAAGUUGUUGACAAGUUCCAUGUCCAGCCAGGUGAUACUCAGGACAUGAAAAAUCUCCAGGACAAGAUGAUGACUGCUUGGGAGUCAAAUGUGAUGGAUGAUGAUGUCUGGCAUGAGAUCGCCUAUGAGGCUGAGAAGUUUGGUGUCGAGUCUUGGUGCUUUCUUCAGGUUGCAUUGGUGAACUUCUUCUGGUGUGGAUCGAGCCAGGUUCUUGGUCAGGUACUCCCCCACCCAGCGGAGUGGACGCCAAAUCAACAGCAGACUGUUGAUCGCUUUCGGAAUUAUGCCGCGUUGUUCGUCGAGGACCGCGCGCAGAUGGACCUGGGUUCAUGGGAAAUGGCGCGGCAGGAAUUAGGGGACAUGUAUACGGGUCGCGAAGAGCAGAAGGCGUACAAGGUCUCAUGGAAGGCUAUUGCUCCGCAUGUGCCUGGACCGGGAGAGGCCGGUAGGAUUGAUUUGGGGACGACCGUGGAUCCUCUGCUCCGACCUUACGUUGAGGACCCUGAGUUGCUCCGGAUCCCGGAUCAUGAAUUAAGCGAGGCCCCCCUUACGGCCCCAGCGUUGGUGGAGUCUGACUGGGAAUUUGACGUCAUCGUCGAGCACCUGGUAGAGGCUGGGAUGUUUGAACGAGAGGUCGAGGAUGAGACUUUGCGCAUCAAGGGGGUGCCAGUCCCGUAUGCCACUUCAACCGUCAGGGUCCCUGGGGUACGCGCCUUUGUGGGGGAGCAUGACUCUCCUUUCCUUGAGGAUGAAGUGAUUCUAGCUUAUGCAGAAGAUGUUCGGCACUGCUUUCACAUCUUCGCGCCAUCGGCCAAGUGGCGUGGGUACUUUGUCCUCAACAAAUUGGCUCGCGGGUCGUGUUUCAAGGAUGGGCGCCGGGCGCCAGGACGCCCUCGCGUGAAGUCUGCGCCCAUAGGGUGGUCGAACAUUGUUGAUUUUGUUCAAAGCUCGCUUGAGAGAAUGGGGUCCCUCGCCGGAGUUCCUGCUGAGAGGGUCGUUCGAAUGGGAGAGCCCGUUCCACUUCUACCCUUAUCCACGCCUCGUGAGGACUUCUCAUUCUACGUCGAUAAUUUCGAUUCCUUCGAGGUUAUUGCUGCGUCGGACAAGGGGAUCUAUGAAGGUCGGCCUUCAGACUCACAAAUGAAGUUGAGGGAAGUCUUUCAAGUCUGGAAUGUGGAGCGUGACGAGAACAAGUCUGGUUGGGUCGGGUCAUCCCGCAAAUUACGACGUGCCGUGGCAGCUGCAGCAAUCCAUCUGCUCGAGAAUGAGCUGGGCGAGCCUCGAGGUUCCAAGGAACUCCUGUCAGUGGUUGGAAAAGCAAUGCACUCUGUUCAAUUCUGUCGUCCUCUUGGGUGUCUCUUCGAUUGUUUGUAUCGCGAGAUCAACAUGAUGGGGGGCCGGACGGCCAUCACAAUUAUUGCUGAGGACGAGCUACUGAUGAUUGUCAGCAGCUUACCUAUGCAUUGGAUGGACCAGCGGAUGAAAAUCAGCCCUACCGUCUACGCUACAAAUGUCUCGCCUGAUGGUGGUGGUGCGUGUAGCAGCACGGGUUUGUUUGCACGAGGGCGCGCCAAGUGCAGGAUCCUGUGCUCAUCGGAUGAGUUUGGUGGGGGCUGUGACGCAGUGGUGCUGAUCGAAGCUUUUGGUGGGAUUGGAGGUCUCCGGAAGGCUUGCGAGCUGUUGGGGGUCAUGCCGCAGGGGGUCAUUUUUAUAGAGAUGGACCAGACUUGUGUGAAACUUGCGCGCCGGCAUUGCCCCUAUGUUUUGACUGUCGAGGAUAUCCGAAAGGUCACAUUCGAGCAGGUCCUGGAAUGGCGUAGGUUGUUCCCUCGGGCACGCAAAGCAAUUCUCGGAGGAGGUUGGCCGUGUGUGAAUGACAGUCGUCUCAAUGCAGCUCGAGGAGGAGCCGGAGCUGAAACUUCACGGUUGCUUGACAACCUGGUUGAAAUUCGGGGUUGGCUGAAGCAGGCUUCAAGUCGUUUAAAGCUUCCACACUGGGAUGUCGUUGAAAUCUUUGAGAACGUGGUGAUGGAUGACACUGACUUGGAGAUCCAAAGUUCCAUUAUUGGAUAUCCGCCUGUUUUUGCCGAAGCAAGCCAAGUCCUGCGAUGCAGACGUCCCCGACUUUGGUGGAUCAAAGCGUUAUGCCUGGUAGAAGGGGCUGAUUUGAGCGUUGUGGAGGCAAAAACGGCUGGAGGGAUUUUGAAAACCGUCCGCCAUGUUCACAUUGACACUGAACGCCCAGGGCUUGAUUGGUUUCUUCGGUCAGGAGCCCAAAAGUCGGACAAGGUUGACGAACCCUUUUUCUCCUUCUGCCGUCCUCAGGCUAGGGCCGCGCCGCCGCCAACUCCAGCAGGUAUCGAGCAAUGUCCUGACAAAGCUCUUGGACGUUGGAAAGGUGAUGCGUGGCGACUGGCGCCGUACCACUAUCAAGACUCCAACCUUGUUCGAACCAGCGCUGGAGUGCGUCGCCUCCUCGCAGAUGAGCAGCUUCGCAUGCUGGGAUAUCACAGUGACCACUUGGAUCUCAAAAUGAAGUUAACCGAGGAUCAAAGGCAACAACUGGUGGGGAAUACGUGGCCGGUGUUGUUGACAGCGCGAUUGUUGGCAGGGUUGGUUGUGACGUCGGAAGAGGCUAAGGUUCGUGACCUCACCACAGAGCUUUGGAAGGUUGGAAGGCUGGGGAGAACAAGGUCCGUCAAAUCAAGCAUGAUUCUUGGUCUCAACGAUUCGGGCGGAGGUGUGUCGCGGGAACCUUGCUGUGCGUGUUAA